Messenger RNA from Peronospora belbahrii, 3516 nucleotides. The record is from the annotation of a GenBank genome assembly. Lineage: Eukaryota; Oomycota; Peronosporomycetes; Peronosporales; Peronosporaceae.
AUGGGGGACUACUUUACAAUGGGCGAUGUUGUUGAGGAAGAAGAAUCUAGUGAUCAACGUGCAUUGUUAAUUCCUGUAAAGAACUCGGAACAAGCAGUUGAAGUAUUUGUAGAUGAAUUACCAGAUGAUGUGAAUGAUAUUAUUGAUAUUUUACGUGCUGAAGUAGCACCACUGGACGUUUGGUUACAAUUUGCGGUGGAAUAUUAUAAUCAAGGACAUGUUAGUCAAUUUCAUGAGAUCUUAGCGGUCGCGUCUGAACCAGGGAUUGAAGAAAUCUAUAAGGAUAAUGCAUCACGCAUGUGUCGCAUCAAGUUCUUUAUUGCUCUAGCAAGUCAUUCUGUAAAUGCCAUGUGGAAUGAAGAAGAUGAGAAGAAACGAGAGACGAUUUCACAACGUGCUGUGGGCUACUUUCAACGUGCUGAUCGUUUAGAUCAUCAACAUCCUAUGACAUUAGUGGGCAAAGCGCUCAUGUUUAUGGCAAAGAAUGAAGAUGAUCGUGCUGAUCGUUUUAUCAAGAGUGUCUUGAUUUCAAACAAAACAAACUUGCCAGCGAUCUUGGGUAAAGCUUUGCUACUGUAUCGCAAGAAACAGUACCAGGACGCGAAAAAACUGUAUUUGGAAGCGAUCAAGCUACAUCCACGCAGUCCACAAGCUGCUAAUAUGCGCAUGUGCUUUGCUUAUUGUUGUUACCAUCUAGGAGCAGUGGAGAAAGCUCGUGGAGUUAUGCGUUAUACGGCGUCACUGGAUGAAACCAAUGUGGACGCCGUGAUUGCUAAUGCAUUGUGGCAACUGGCAAGUCAGAGUCGUGAGGAACGUGCAGUUAGUAUACGUGAUGAGAGCUCGCGGUUUAUGAUGAUGAUUCAUCACGCUCACGCGAUUGAUAAGACAAACCCUACGGUACUCAACCACCUGGCAAAUCACUACUUCUCGCAGUGGAUUCCGCUUUCGUGUACAGUGAGUGUUGUGCGUGGAUCGGAUAUUGUGAGUACAUCCAAGGAUAUUUCUAGCGAGGUGUUUCCAGGUCAGAUUAUCUGCAUUAGUGACAAGUACGUUGCCUAUAUCAGCCGCGAUGAAAAUGCCGUGUCAUCGUCUGGACUGAAACUUGAUGGUCCGUACCGCGAUGAGUCCGCAACAGGCACGAACAUUGCACGAAAAGACUAUGACAAAAUGUUCACUCUUGCAGGGAAUGCUUUUCACAGCACGAAAAUUCCUGAGAUCCGAUCGGAAAGUUGUUACCUCAUGGGCCGUGGCUGCCACGCACAAGGCAAGUAUAAGGAUGCGUACAGCUAUUACUUUAAUGCUGGACGACUUUGGCCCAAAUUCGUUCUCCCGUGGUUCGGUCUGGCACAGAUGUACUACGAGCGCAAAGAAUUUGCGAAGGCGGCAUCUUAUCUGGAAAAGGCCAACAAAGUAUAUCCUGAGAACGUGGAAAUCCUGUCGCUGCUUGGCGAUGUGUAUGGCAAGCUUGGCAAAAAGGAUGAAGCUGUUAUUCUGCUUCGUCGUGUCGUCGAGCUCGAACCAGGCAACGUGGAAGCUCUGAUCGGCACAGCUGAACUACUUCACGCGUCCUUGGAACGGAAAGACCAGAUUAUUGCAAUCUCCUCGUACAUUGCAGCGGAAAAGGUGAUGAAUAAUGCGUCAGAACGUGUGCCGAUGGAAUUGUACGUGAAUCUAGGCGUGCUUCAGCAACGUGUGGGCAAGACUGCUGACUCCAUUAAAUGCUUUCAGAAGGCGCUCAUGCAAUUGGGAGAUAGUGGUAAUGAAGAAAGCAAGUCAGGCGAGACUGAUGCACUGGCAAAGGAGAUUUCAAUUCCAACACCAUCGGAGGCGAAUAUCACUGUUCUGUACAAUAUGGGUCGGGUGUACGAGGAGAUGGGCGAUCGUGACCAUGCCAAGAGGCUUUAUGAUGCUAUCCUUGACGUUUUCCCCGGAUACACUGAUUGUUUGCUGCGUCUGGGCUGCAUGCUGCGUGAUCGUGGCCAGGAGAUUGAGGCGAUUAAAAUGUUUGACAAGGUGUUGGAGGUCGACCCGGCUUGUGCCGAGGCCUCGUUGCUGCAAGGUAACAUUCAUUUGAAGAAGCGCGAAUGGGUGUUUGCUCAGAAGAAGUAUGAAAAGAUCAUGGGAAUGCCUGGUUUGAAGAACGAUCCGUACGCAUUUUUAUCGAUGGGCAAUAUUUUUAUGAGCAACCUUGGAGAAAAGAAUCGUUACACUAAGAAUAUGUCGUUGAGCGAAGUGUACUACAAGAAGACGUUGGCAUCCUAUCCACACAACAUCUACGCAGCGAACGGGUUGGGGAUAAUGAUUGCCGAGAAGGGUAACUUUGAGCUUGCAAAACAGAUUUUCUCUCAGGUGCGUGAGGCUAGCCCAGACAUGCCAGAUGCCUGGAUCAAUCUCGCGCACAUUUUUGUCGCCGAAGAGCGUUACCAGGAGGCUAUCCAGCUCUACACGGUGUGUCUUACAAAAUGCUAUCAUGGACAAGAUCUUGAGGUGCUUUUGUAUCUUGCUAAAGCUUACUACGAGUGGAAAGAUUUUUCGAGCUGUAUUGCCACGCUGUCUCGUGGAUUGCACAUGUUUCCAAAUGAUCUUCGGCUAUGGUAUAACACUGGUCUUGCCCAGGAAGAUUAUGCCGUGACCACGUUAGGGCAGGAAACAAAAACUACCACGCGAUCCGCUACUGGUAAUGCCGUACCACAACAUCGUACCAUGGCUGAUGUUCAACGCGCCAUUUUGGAUCUGAAGCGAGCUCAGCGCAUUUUUCGUUUUCUGCUUCAGCAAGCAGAAGCAACAAAUAAUUCCAGUGUUAGCGAGAAGAAGAAACACGUUAGCAAUUUGCCGUUUGAUAAAGAGAAGGUAUCAGACCACGAGAAGUUUUGUAGCGACACAUUGACGAAGGCGAGCUAUCAUUUGGAGUUUGAGCGUCAGAAGGAGGAAAAACGUCGAUUGGAGAUUGAAGCUCAGCGCAAGCUUCUGCGUGAGUAUGAGGAACGCGUGGCACGUGAAGAGGAAGAGACGCGUAUGAAAGAGGAUGAUAUGCGCAAACGCCACGAUGAUAUUCGACUCAAGCAGGACGAGCGUUUGAAGAAAUUGCAUGAAGGCUGGAGUGUACGUGAACGUGAGGAGGAAGAAAAGAAGGUGGUCAAGAAGAAAGGAGGCAAGAAACGUAAGAAAGCGGGGGAUGAGGAUGGUGGUUUUAUUGAUGACAGGGACGAGGAAUUGGACGAGGACGGGGAUCACAGUAUGUCCAUUGAGGAUAUGAAGAAUCGGAACGCAACCAUGAAGAACUUGGUGGAGAAACGGAGCAAACGCGCUCGUGUGAAUUCGAAUGUGGAGAAUGAAAAGGAAGAUCCCACUCAUCUUUUUGGAUCGGAUUCAAGUGACGAUAACAAUGAGCAAGAGGCAUCAAAGGAAGCAGUGACGAAGGAGGAUGAAAACUCUCGAGUUGAAAUUCCUGACGUCAUGGAAAAUCGUCAAGCCGAGAAGAAUGAGCUUUUUGGGUCUUCCUCUGAUGAGGAAUAA